Messenger RNA from Homalodisca vitripennis (glassy-winged sharpshooter), 375 nucleotides. RefSeq names its product vascular endothelial zinc finger 1-like. Gene Ontology annotation, molecular function: DNA-binding transcription factor activity; RNA polymerase II cis-regulatory region sequence-specific DNA binding. The record is from RefSeq and is a predicted model, not a curated record. Gene Ontology annotation, biological process: regulation of transcription by RNA polymerase II. NCBI's taxonomy places the organism in Eukaryota, Metazoa, Arthropoda, Insecta, Hemiptera, Cicadellidae. The coding region runs from base 1 to 375 and encodes 124 amino acids. The transcript has 2 exons.
AUGUGCGGACGAGCCUACAAGCACAAACAGCACCUGAACCGGCAUCUUCGCUACGAAUGCGGCAAAGAGGCACAGUUCGCUUGUCCCCACUGUCCGUACAAGUCGCGCCAGAAGGAACCCCUCAAAGUUCAUUGUACUGCCAAGUUUUCAAAACUCAUGAGGCUCCUGAUUUUAGGGGCGUUUCACACAUAUUCUUGCAAAGUAUGCAUGAAGACCUACAGACGCAAGGAUCACUUGGUGCGUCACGUCAAGUACGAGUGUAAGGACACAGAGCCUCUGUUCUCCUGUUCCUGGUGCAGUUUCCGGUCCCGGAGAAAAGACAACCUCAGAUCUCACAUGGCACGGAUACAUUGGGUGAAAAACUCAGGAUCCUAA